UAAGCAAGUAGGGAUUAUGAGGGCCUUCAAAGUCUAGAACUCUUUCUUCCUUUUGUUUCAAGGCAAGCUACAAAAGUAAGGAAUCCAUUUCAAGUUCCUUGCAGCUUCUGAACUCUACCUCACUGUUCAUAUCUUACUUAUUUUCUCCUAUAAAUUGUGCUUCUUUCUGGUGUUUUUCUGUGCAAACUUUUCUGGGUUGUUGUUGGUUUCUGUCAAGCUUUUGAGAUUUUGACAAAGGAGAAUAUUAAUCCUGAAACUUGAGAAAAUUUAAGGAAGAAAAAAUGGGAGUUGGAGGGACCUUGGAGUAUUUGUCUGACUUGAUAGGAAGUGGUGGCCAUAAAAACAAGAAGAAGAAGAAGAAACAAUUACACACUGUUGAUCUCAAAGUCAGAAUGGACUGUGAUGGCUGUGAACGCAAGGUCAAGAAUGCCCUCUCUUCAUUAAGUGGGGUGAAGUCAGUGGAGAUAAACAGGAAGCAGCAGAAGGUGACUGUGACAGGAUAUGUGGAGGCUAACAAGGUGUUGAAGAAGGCAAAAUCGACAGGGAAAAAGGCAGAGAUAUGGCCAUAUGUGCCAUACAAUUUGGUAGCUCACCCAUACAUUGCUCCUGUUUAUGACAAGAAGGCUCCUCCUGGUUAUGUCAGGAGGGUUGAAAAUCCUGCAACUGAUGGCACUGUGACAACAUAUGGCUCUGCAGAUCCUUACAUCACCAUGUUCAGUGAUGACAAUCCUAAUGCUUGCUCUAUUAUGUAGAUUGGAAUAAAAUUCCAUAUUUUGAUUUUGAUCUUUAUCUUCUUCAUUUUUGUUUUGUAAUUUUGUUGUCGUAAUUGAGAAGAUUUAAGUUUCUCUGUGAUGUAUUCUGCAAAUAAAGAUUGAAGAGAAGAUGUUCUUAUCUAUCUCUUAAACAUUUUACUAA
Molecule: messenger RNA, 915 nt
Organism: Mangifera indica (mango)
Lineage: Eukaryota; Viridiplantae; Streptophyta; Magnoliopsida; Sapindales; Anacardiaceae
Product: heavy metal-associated isoprenylated plant protein 23-like
Exons: 2
Coding region: 282-752 (156 amino acids)
Molecular function (GO): metal ion binding
Source: RefSeq, a predicted model, not a curated record